Molecule: messenger RNA, 2800 nt
Organism: Porites evermanni
Lineage: Eukaryota; Metazoa; Cnidaria; Anthozoa; Scleractinia; Poritidae
Source: the annotation of a GenBank genome assembly
AUGUCCCACAAACAGGGAUCGCCAGUCGUUUUGCCCAAGAAGACACCGCUUUGUGCUCGAUGCAAACAUCAUGGAUUCCGUACCGCUUUGAAGGGGCAUAAAAGAUUUUGCAAAUGGAAAGAUUGUGAGUGUCAAAAGUGUAUUUUGAUCUGCGCAAGGAGAAAAAUCAUGGCUGCACAAGUUGCUAUAAGACGAAAGAUGGAUGACUGUUCAUUGAUGGACAGUUCUAAAGUCGAAUAUUGUGAAGUGGAAAACAGGCCCACAACUGAUCAACAUCGCGCUCGUUCAACUUCAACAGGUGAGGAAUUUUAUGAGCUUAUAACUUGAGGGCAGAACCUUUCAAGAAAAAUGUUAAAUAAAAAGCAGUGAAACAUUUGCCUUUUCAUCAAUUAAUAGGGUUAAUCAUUAUCCGAUUGAUCUCGAACUUUAUAAAGCUAUCGGGAUAGACAAAACCCUUGGUAUGGCAAGCUCUCAUUAGACAGAAACAGCGAAUGGCUUCUUUCUUUCUUUUUUUUUUAAAUUGUCCACUGGUCCACGGUGAAAAUGAUAAAGGUACGGGAGGGAAGGAAAGAAUUUUUACGUCACGAGUUAUAUGUUUACAUUGAUCAUAUUAAGAUGUUGAAAUUCUGCUAAAAAUGCGCGUUGCACAACAUUAAACUCGGGCGAAAAGAACUACCCAUCAUGAUACUUCCAGCCAUUACAGAGACAUAAUCAGUUAAACCUAAAAGUCUGGUAACAUAUUGGUCUUAAAAGAAGAAAACAAUGCAAAGAAGUAAGGAAUUUGAUGUUUCAGUUGGUGGAUUAAUUUAAAACCUCAUAUUCAUUUAAAUCUAUUUAUCAAUUGGACUCAAAGGUAACGUCAUUUCUAGCAUUUUUGGUGGUACUUUAUUUUUUCGGGAACUCAACAUUUUUGUGAUCAGUCUAGUUCGGAUUUUUUCACUGCGAACUUAUUUUGCGAGUCUAAUUAGCAACCACCCUUAAGAUUCUUGUGUUUGAAAGAAACAGACGAAGGUAUUAUAUUCCAAAACAAAAUAAAGGUGUUAUCCUGCGACGGGAGAAACAUCUGGUCGAUUGUUCUAAUUCAGGGUUUGAUUCAUGCUACAAAAUUAACAUUUCUCGUGAAUGUCUGUGAAACCGCGUGCCAGUUUGCGAUCGUGGAUUUACUUUUUACUUGACUUAAAAUUUUCUGAGCAGAUCGCAGACCAUAAAAAACGCAAUAAUUUAUAGAUCCACAAAGGGUAUGAUAGUGCUUAACAGUACGUAUGAAAAGGCUUCAUUUUAAAGUUAAAAAUAUGAAUUUCUCAGCAUUCCCUGGACCGUCAAGAAAACGUCCCUUUGACAGCCCACCUGACCCCACCAGGGUAGCAAGAUGCUCAUGGCUUCUGAAAAGGCUCUUUCCAGAUUUUUCUCAAAUAUUCCUACAUACACUGCUGGAAGCGCGUGACUUCGACCUGCUGUCAACAUUGGAAACUUUGGUUGAUCUGUUGCAGAAUGGAGGCAAGUUUAAUGUGCCAUAUCCAGGGGCAAUUCCAACCAAUAGCGUUUAUUCAUCAGGUAUGACAACAAGGCCGGCGUUGGUCAAUGAUUACGUAUGCUAGCAUUAGCAGUAUUUUCUCUUCUAAAUGAGCAAAAAGUAGUUUGAUUUUUUCCUAUCUGAUUGUUACAACUACAUAAAAAACCUCUAUUUAGAAAUACCUGCUUUUGAAGCCAGUGUUCAUUUAAAUUCAAUUCAAAUCAAACAUAUUUAGCCAUGAAACACUAUCCAGAUGGACAGAGAAAGUGUUCUAAUUCUUUAUGGAUUGUGGAGUUUGUAGAGUGGUACUGGUCAAAUUAAAACUGAGCACAUGACUGGUACAAAAACCAAUAGAGAGGGGAAGUCGUUACGUCAGGUUGCCAUGAUAGCAAAAUUUCUGAAUGUCGACAAACCGGAAACGUCACUUAAAAAGUGAAUUUGCAUCGUUUCAAACUUCAUCGAUUUUAUUCAGUUUCAUUUAAUUUGUCAAAUGUUGGCAAAAUCUCUGCAGUUGUCAAAAGGACAGUAUAUAAGUUUACAAAAAGGAAAAGAAAAUUUUUGUGUUGUGUUCACCAACUCCAUAAAGUAAGUACAUGAAAUUUAACCUGUUCCAGGCUCUCAGAUAGUGGGGAAGAAGCAAAAGUAAAAGGCACGCGAAAAGUUGGCGUGUUCUCGCUUUUUCAAUUCAGCUGGCCCAACUAUCUGGGAGCCUGGAACAGGCUACAUAAAAAUUAGGAAGUUUCAUGUCGCCUAAGAAAUGUUCAACAAAGCGUGAUGUACAUGUAAAGUUGUUGUUUUGCUAAUCUUAACUCAUUGCUUUUUCUACUUGCCAUUCUCUUUGCCCUUGCCAACAUCAUUGCUUAAGUUCCCUAUUGUUGUCAUCCAAAGAUUUUGCUACCAUGGCAACAUGACAUCACAUUUCUCCUCUCUAUAAGGGACUAACAAUUUGGCAACAGAUGACCUGCAUCGUUCUAAACCUCUUAUUUCAUUGGUCCCCUUUAAUCUGCACUUCCAUUGUUUUCAGGGAUAGGGGCAUUAUUAUGUCACAAUCCCUAUUGCUUUCCCAGCCAAUCACAAACAGUCUUUCAAAUAGGUGCACAUCACCCGGCAACAGUGCCACAACACCCCAAAACCUUAAAAUUAUUAUCUCCAACUGAGUUCUUUACUUCAGUUUUGUCAUUUAUUCUGUCAGGUGCUCCAGUCACUGCUUGCAUCAAGCUGUGGAAUGACCAGGAAACAGCAGCUCAAGCACUCAUAUUACUGGCUGCACAAAAAAACUAACCUAAC